AUGUCUGCAGUUGGAUCUCUAGUAUUUUGUACGGAUUGUGGCAAUCUGUUGGAAAGUUCUACUGGUAACAAGAAUACCAUUUUGACAUGCGAUUGCUGUGGAGCAGAAAAUAAAGAUACUGCUUCACAAACAAUCGAGACGAGAACGAAAGAAGCAUCCUUCCCCUCAGUAUUGCGUCAAAAAAGAUCAGUCGUUCAAACGGUAGAGAAGUCUGAUUAUGAGAAUCAAGCAAUGAGUAAAACGCCAUGCCCAGAAUGCGGCGCAAAGGAGGUCAGAUUCACCGCAGUACAAUUGAGAAGUGCGGAUGAAGGAAGUACCAUUUUCUACAACUGUACCUGUGGAAACAAGUGGACCGAGAACAAUUAA
Molecule: messenger RNA, 366 nt
Organism: Botrytis sinoallii
Lineage: Eukaryota; Fungi; Ascomycota; Leotiomycetes; Helotiales; Sclerotiniaceae
Exons: 3
Coding region: 1-366 (121 amino acids)
Biological process (GO): termination of RNA polymerase I transcription; DNA-templated transcription
Cellular component (GO): RNA polymerase I complex
Molecular function (GO): zinc ion binding; DNA-directed RNA polymerase activity; nucleic acid binding
Source: RefSeq, a predicted model, not a curated record